This is a messenger RNA of Iphiclides podalirius (scarce swallowtail), 264 nucleotides long. NCBI's taxonomy places the organism in Eukaryota, Metazoa, Arthropoda, Insecta, Lepidoptera, Papilionidae. The record is from the annotation of a GenBank genome assembly.
AUGAGUUUACUGAUAAAUGUUUUGUGCGUGUUAUGCGUGGGCUGGACGGACGCGACGUUAGACGAAAUUUUUACAAGCAAAUCAGAUACGAAGGUGAUUAAGCAAGCAGCUGGUAUUGAGUUCAGCAACAUUUCGCGAUCGACCUUGCUUCAGAUACUGUCCGCCAUCGAAGAGGAGAUGCACUUGAGGGAACUGAUGAAGAAAUCAAUUCCGAUGAUAACGGCACAGUUCGCCAAUAACAAAUACACGAGACCUUUCAUAUAU